Molecule: messenger RNA, 2535 nt
Organism: Opisthorchis viverrini
Lineage: Eukaryota; Metazoa; Platyhelminthes; Trematoda; Opisthorchiida; Opisthorchiidae
Exons: 2
Coding region: 1-2535 (844 amino acids)
Source: RefSeq, a predicted model, not a curated record
AUGCCCUACCAUGACUAUCCGACCAACUACCCAGACAUUGAAAACGAUGACCGUGAACGUAUGCGAAUUUGGCACAAUGGUGUUUGGGAAACGAAAAAGCAUGUGAUCAUUGGUUUUCGUGUGAAAAACGAUACUAGUCUGAUCCAUUUCAAAGCACACGAUCUGAAGACUGGACUGGUCGAAUUCGAAUGCGACUUCGGACCUGCUGUGGAGGGCGAAUGUUGUGUGGACAAUCGAGACCGGGUGACGAUGCAAGUGACUGAUGCAUGUGAGAAGCGUGUGGUUGCCACCGAAUUCACAGAAGACCAUCGUGAUGUCUACUAUAUCAGUCGACUGCCAGGAUCGAGCUGGAAUACGUCGAUUAUCAACAUCAAGGUGCAAACACCGAACGGCACGAGACGGUACUUCUACGCCAAACCAGAAACUGUGUCUCCCAUGGUGUGUCCUGAGAUUCUACGUGGUGGUCAUGAAAGCGACAUUCCGGGACUAGUGGUCCGACUGUCUACGACGGAGGAACACAGUAUGUCAUAUCAUAUACUGGAAACCACUGGUGUUUACAUAGCGGAAAGUGAGUGGUACCACAUUACCAUUCGGACGUUUCAACGACCAGACGAUAUCUUAACAGGUUACGAAGUUUACUACGACGAAACUGUGGACGUUCAGAACGCCCACCGUAUGCAUGACCAAACAACCCAUCCAGCUGAUGCUGAUUUCACACUGGCGACGGAGCGUGUCCAACUGUUUCAAGAUUACCGGAAGUACUUUCGCAGACACAGAUUCCGCUGGUUUUUCAGGUACAAUAGUAGAGCUCUUAUAUUCGUAUUGACAGAAGCAACACAAACGAAACCUGAAUACGUGAGGCACGUAGCGAGGCAGUGGAUAAAGUAUAAAAAUAAAUCUGUGAAGUUCACAUGGCAGUACGGAUGUUCGCCAGGCGUUCGGUUGGUUCCACUGUUAACCCUCAUUCUUCGGGUAGUUCGCCCGGGCGAGGAGGUACGCCAUUUUGUGAAUAUUCCCAAAGUUAAUGGGACCGAGGUCAAAUGUGAAAAGUACGUGGACGAAAUUGCUUCCUACAUUCCAGCUCCCCGCUUGGUUCUCCACCCAGACAUGCAAUAUGUCCACAUUGAAAGGACCAGACUAGAUGAUACAGGCUGGUACAGAUGUGUCGAGACCAAGAGUGGGGAGUUUGUGCUCCCACGUGGCGAAAUCCAAGUGUUACUCGAGGAUUACCACAUUAACAUGUCUUUCGCCUAUAACGAUACAGCCAACACUACAUUACUGAACGUAGAAGCUCAGCCUUACAGAUCCGCGGGAGUGGUCUUCACAGGAAGCCUACCAUUCGUCUAUUGUACUUACCAGCGGAAAUUCCAAGGCCACAUGGUUUUUGGACUUGUGGAUUUGACGACCAAAACGAAUUGCACAAUGUGUGCCUUCGUGAGAGAUUACGACAGGCACGAGUAUGGUCAGACCAAAUACGAGAGGGUCUAUAGUAUAGGACCGUACAAACACACUCCACCCGUUGUAGAAAUCAGCAUGGGAUGUGCGAGCACAUUUACCUCAUACCGGAACUAUCGCGACUACAGGGGGAUCCACACUCGUUCGGAUUAUAUUUCCACUCCGGAUCGACGUCAAUCCAUGGCUUACCAUCGAAUGUUCUAUUCAAAGGAUGGUAAGCCUUACAUUUUGGUCGAUACAAUUCAAACCAGUAGGACCCAGAUCACCAAUAGACUUAAACAAUCGACCGCGGCUAGCUUGAAUCUCGUCUCUGUUCUCCUAUUACCGGUCAGUGAAGAGCCAGUGGUGGGUGUGUUGACGGGCAGUUUUCUAGCCUAUCACACUCUACCUCUCGGAUGGGGCUCAGUUUGGACAAUCUACCUGAAAUCCGAGGGCGAAUAUGCAUACCGAGACUGUGAAGUGGCGGUGAUCAAAGUGACCGACACACACCCGGUCAGUUGGGUGUACGAAACAGUCUAUAAUGUUGUGUGGAACUAUACAUUCAUAUGCGUGUUGAGCCAAGUCACGGAGCUAAUUGUCUUAAGCUCGUUCAACGUGUAUCGAUCGGAAGUGGACAUGAAGGAAUACGAGAGGAAGUUUCGUGACGAAGUAAGAGCCAUACUGACAACGUUUGAUCCAUCGGACAGAAAAUCCUACGAUCCAAGCACGCUUUCCGAAUCGAAUGAAUUUCACGAGUCCCACCGAAUUGUACGAAUCAAGUCCGACCCGACGUUUGUUCAGAAUAACACCCAACCGCCGAUUAUCUACGACAAACUCAUUCGGUCUAGUCAACCGGUUAUUUUUGAAAAUCUUUUCGAAUCCGGAAUGGAGUUCUCCAACGCAGCCAGUUUCCACAAGAAGGUCAGAUUCCUGAAAGUAACCUCAGAACGCCCGGAACCUCCUGCUCCACCAAAAUCUCGACAGGAAAGCCGGCAAGCAUCCAGGCCAGUCAAUCAUUCAAUCAAUUCACCAAAGCUGAUGAGUGUUCUUGCACGCCACACAAGCACAACCGAAUGUGAUCAGCGUUCAGGCUUUUCAUAG